Messenger RNA from Rhopalosiphum padi (bird cherry-oat aphid), 1591 nucleotides. It is a transcript of the gene Coq2, whose product is annotated as 4-hydroxybenzoate polyprenyltransferase, mitochondrial. Gene Ontology annotation, cellular component: mitochondrial inner membrane. Lineage: Eukaryota; Metazoa; Arthropoda; Insecta; Hemiptera; Aphididae. The transcript has 8 exons. Gene Ontology annotation, biological process: ubiquinone biosynthetic process. The coding region runs from base 247 to 1380 and encodes 377 amino acids. The record is from RefSeq and is a predicted model, not a curated record.
AAAGAAUAUUACCUUAUCGGGUAUUAUUAUUUAUUUUUUGGUUAUGUAAUUAAACUCGGUUGGAAAUUAAAAUGUUUAUUGAUAGCUCAUUACACCGACCUUGGCCAGGAAAUCGGGAUUUCGAAUUUUCGUUUCAAGUUUCAACCGUGUACUGUACCGAAAAUGAACAUACAAACUACGAAUUUGUGGAAUUAUUAAAACAAAGUGAUAUAACAACGUAGUCGGUUGGAAAUAAAUUUGGUUGCAAUGAUUAUUCAGGCGUUUGCCAGGGGAAUUGGAACACAAUUAAAGUUGCCUGUCAAUCAUGUUUACUACAAAACCCUAUCAACUAAAAGCAGGAAUACAUUUUUAUGUGUUAACCAAUCGUUAUUAUCCAAUACAAAACUUGCACGAUGUUGCUCAGUGGAAAGUAGCAAGGUAUUCAUUACCGAACAGACCAAACCUAUGAACCAACCAAAAAAUAUAGUCAUCAGCACAAUUAAACCAUACCUAGAACUUAUGCGAUUCUCUAGACCCACUGGAUGGUUGCUUUUAUACUGGCCGUGCACAUGGAGCAUUGCUUUAGCUUCUACUGCUGGCGAAUUUCCGAACUUUGAAAUGCUUGGCUUGUUUGGUUUGGGAGCAGUCAUGAUGCGAGGGGCUGGUUGUACAAUAAAUGAUAUGUGGGACAAAGAUAUUGAUAAAAAAGUUGAAAGAACAAAAACUCGACCUCUUGUCAUCAAAUCGUUAAGCAUGUUUGAUGCAUGGGUGUUCCUAGCUGGUCAGUUGGGUCUCAGCCUUAUCGUAUUGUUGCAGUUAAAUUUGUAUACUAUUGUGGUUGGAGCUAGUUCAUUAGUAUUAGUUACAUUAUAUCCACUUAUGAAACGUAUAACAUAUUGGCCACAAUUUGUAUUGGGUCUAACUUUUAACUGGGGUGCUCUAUUAGGAUGGUCUGCUAUCCACUCUUCAAUUGACUUCACUGCCUGUCUUCCUUUGUAUGCUGCUGGUGUUGCAUGGACACUUUUCUAUGAUACCAUCUAUGGUCUUCAAGACAGAAAAGAUGACACCAAGCAUGAUGUUUACUCCACUGCAGUUUUAUUUGGUUCAAAAUCAAAAUUUUGGUUGACAUCUUUUGCCACCAUGUCAUUAAGUAGUCUAAUUACUUGUGGUGUUAAUACUGGACAAAUAUGGCCAUAUUAUUUAGCAGUUGGUGCUGCAGGCGCCCAUAUGUUUAAUCAAGUACGCACAUUGGAUAUAUAUAAUCCUAAAGAUUGUAGUAAUAAAUUUGUAUCCAAUAACCAUGUUGGUUGGAUUUUGUUUUUGGGAAUAGCAUUAAGCACAUUAUUAAAAAUGCCUGAUGAAAGUGAAAAUGAAAAUAUAAAUUUGAUACCUAUCCAAUAAAGUGUAAGGUUCUACAAUUUGUUGUUACCAAAGUAUGACAAAAAUGUAUUGUUGUUAUUUUUUAAGUUAUUUGGUUACAUAGGGGAAACUAUACUUGUUUUUACUCUUUAAUUUUAUGUUGUAAAAUAUUGUUAAUAUUUUGUGUAUUUCAUUUAAGUUCCUAAAAAAAUCAAAGGAAAAUAAAGAAACUAGUCACAAUUAAAAAAUAUUA